AACUCCUACAUAUUUUGAGGUGGUUUAUAGACGGGUUGGAGCAGGUGGUGGCGGAGGCCCGCGUCAGUGUGUGUGUAGCCGCCGUGGGAGAGGACGCACGCUGGCUACACCUCCUGACUGACACUCCUACACUCCUUCCCCCUCACUACACCAGGUUGUGUUAGGAAAUGUCGAGUCAGUACAAGCGUCCAUCAAUAACUAGUGCGGGAGGUAAACGACGAUCUGGUAGUACAAAGUUCGAACUCACUGAGGAACAGAAGAAUGACAUCAAGGAGGCUUUUGAUCUCUUUGACCCCAAUGGCACAGGUACAAUUGACCCCAAAGAAUUGAAAGUAGCCAUGAGAGCACUUGGGUUUGAACCUAAGAAAGAAGAGAUAAAGAAAAUGGUUGCAGAAAUUGAUAAAGAUGAAAGUGGCAAGAUCAGAUUUGAAGAAUUUCUUCAUAUUAUGACUAUUAAGAUGGCUGAAAAAGAUGUGAAGGAGGAAAUUUUAAAAGCUUUUAAGCUUUUUGAUGAUGACAACACUGGCAAAAUUUCUUUUGCCAACUUGAAACGUGUUGCAGAAGCCUUGGGUGAAAACCUAACUGAUGAGGAACUGCAAGAGAUGAUUGAAGAAGCUGAUCGAGAUGGUGACAAUGAAAUUAACCAAGAUGAGUUCUUUCGUAUAAUGAAGAAAACUAGCUUAUAUUAGCAACCAUGAG
Molecule: messenger RNA, 699 nt
Organism: Procambarus clarkii (red swamp crayfish)
Lineage: Eukaryota; Metazoa; Arthropoda; Malacostraca; Decapoda; Cambaridae
Product: centromere protein J
Biological process (GO): cilium assembly; centriole elongation
Cellular component (GO): centrosome; centriole
Molecular function (GO): tubulin binding
Source: RefSeq, a predicted model, not a curated record